Molecule: messenger RNA, 1216 nt
Organism: Drosophila ficusphila
Lineage: Eukaryota; Metazoa; Arthropoda; Insecta; Diptera; Drosophilidae
Gene: Loxl1
Product: lysyl oxidase homolog 2A
Exons: 2
Coding region: 4-1101 (365 amino acids)
Biological process (GO): peptidyl-lysine oxidation
Cellular component (GO): membrane
Molecular function (GO): protein-lysine 6-oxidase activity; copper ion binding
Source: RefSeq, a predicted model, not a curated record
GCCAUGGAGGUGGAAUCGCUAGCGCUGGUUUUCCUGCUGCUGCUGCUGCUGGGCGUGGGCCAGGGCUUGGCCAACAGCGGGCUGAACGUGCAGAACAACUACCGGAACAUGAUGGUGCGCCUGGCCACCAGCGGGGCCACUCGCGGACGAGUCCAGGUCCUGCGCGAGGGACGCGUGGAGGUGAGCUUCGACUUCGGCGCCACGUGGGGCACCAUCUGCAGCACCUCGUGGAGCAUGCGGGAGGCGAACGUGGUCUGCCGGCAGCUGGGACUCGGCUACGCCUCGAAGGCCGGCCAGGGCACGGAGCACGGGGACAGCCAGAAGCACCCCUGGGCCAUGGUGGGCACCUUGUGCCGGGGCACCGAGCGUAGGCUGGCCGACUGCAUCAGGGAGUCCCACUACCCCACCCUCUGCAACGCCAGGAACCGCAACGUCACCACCGUGGCCUGCGUGAGCCACUCGGCGGAUCUGGAAAUCGGGCUAGCGGAGAUCGAGAGAACCGCCCGCCUGGAGGCGGUGCCCAUGUCGCGGCUCACCUGCGCCAUGGAGGAGCACUGCGUGUCCGCCGACGCCUACGAGAUCCGCAGGACGCAGCCGAACGCCGCCAGGAUCCUGCUGCGCUUCUCCGUGAAGGCGUCCAACGUGGGCACGGCGGACGUGAGUCCGUACGCCAACUACAAGGACUGGGUGUGGCACCAGUGCCACCGGCACUACCACAGCAUGAACGUCUUCGCCACUUUCGACGUCUACGACCUGCGCUACCGGAAGGUGGCCCAGGGCCACAAGGCCUCCUUCUGCCUCAUGGACACGGACUGCACGCCGGGAGUGCGGCCGAAGUACACAUGUGGCAACACCACCCAGGGCAUCUCUGUGGGCUGCGCAGACACCUACACAGAUGUGCUGGACUGUCAGUGGGUGGAUGUGACCCGGGUGCCCGUGAACAGACGGUACAUCCUGCGAGUGGCCCUCAACCCCGAGUACAGGCUGGGCGAGAUCUCCUUCGAGAACAACGGCGCCGAGUGUCUCCUCGAUUACACGGGCGUACACCAAACCACCAAGAUUUUCAACUGCCGGCGCAAGCCUUUGUGGUUCAGAAUAUAAUGUUGUUAAUGGUUAAAGGUAAUUAUAGUAAUUAGGGGCUUAGAAUUAGUGAAUCUUGGUCAAAUGUCCGAAUUUUUUGAAAAUCUAAUAAAAAUUGAAAAAAAAAUCGGUCAAA